AUGGAAGGCCCAGACUCCGAGUGGCGCGAAGGGAUCGUGGCCGGCAUGGUGCAGACCCGCGACAAGGCGGACGAGGUGAUCCUGCCCUUGCGGAACCUGCGGCCCAAUCAAUGGUACUGCGUGCAGGUGGACGCGCGGUAUCCCUACGUGGGGAAGCGGGCCUUCUCGGACUCCAAGGCGAUCUCCCCGCCUUUUUUGACUCCCUUCCCAGCGCGGGGGCCGCUGCAGCCCAUGCCGGUGCGCCUGGACCUGGAUGAGGAAGUGGAGGAGCCCAGCGAGGAUUCAGAGGACUUCUGCUGGGCGGCGAGGCCCUGGGUGUCUUUGAGGGUGGAGAAGGGCUUCCUGCCAGAGCAGUACAUGCUGCAAUACAAGGAAGCCGUGCCCGGGGGUGAGGAGAUGGGCAAGGAGCAUUUCCACGGCUGGGAAGAGCCCAUGGUGGUGGAGCGGUUUAACAAGGACAAGCGGAACAGCGAGCACUGGGACACCGUGCGCGUCGGGCUCCCCGCAGGCGCCCCGGAGAUCGUGGUGUUGCGCCUGAUGACGGUGUCCCCCAAGACGGCGGCGCCCCUGCAGUGGAGCAUUGCCAGCCAGCCGGUGGUUAGCCGGAUCGCUUUGCCUCGGCUGGCGGAAGGUCAGGAUGGUGCAGUGAUGCGGUUCCUGCCCUCCGUGGGGGCGCUGCAUCUGCACCUCCGCUUCUUCUUGCAGCCCGGGCCGGUGCUCAAGGAGGGCCACCUGCCGCAGACACAGCGUACCGCUACGACCAAUGAGUCCGUGGGGCACCGACACGUGGCCCAGUACCAGCUGCGCAUCCGCAUGAAGGGGGAGACUCAGAAGGAGCUGCCGGUGGGUGUGAAGGGCCCGAGACGCUUCAUAGAGCUCCCUGCUGCGGCUUUGCCACCGGCACAUGCUGUGGGCACGCAGCCCAGCCUCGGCGAGCCUGAGACCUGGGAGGAGGCCUGGGUGGCCGGGCUGCUGGGCUGCUUCGGGCAUCGCUACGAGCUCCAGGUGGACCUCAGCGACCAGUUGCGGGAGUUGCUCAUGGGCCAUGACCAGCUCGAGGCUUCCCUGCGCGUGGGCACGGAGUACCGAUGGUCUUGCUGGACCCCCUGGUCCGCACCGCAGCCGCUGCCGCUGCCGCUCCCCGCGCCGCUGAGGAGCAGCGUGGCGACUGCGGAGGCUUUGGGCCCCACUGCGAUCAAGGUCUGCUGGCCACCUUUCGACCGGGUGCCCGGCAUCAAUAGCCUGGAGUACGUGGUCCGUGCAGAGCCGCAGCUCGGGGAGGGCGCCGCCUCCUGCGCGGAGACGGUGAUCUGCUUCCAGCAUGAGCCACGCAAGGCGGACGGCCAGAUUGUGGGCUCCAACCAGUUCCAGCGGCUGCUGGACGCGAAGGAGGACUCCCACCUGGCGCGCCUGGCGGCCUGCUUUCAGGACAUCCGCGACUUGGAGGGUGACGAGGAGAAGGACACCAAGCUGCAGGUGGAGUUGAAUGGCCUGCUGCCGUGGACCCGCUAUCUCAUCUCGGUGUCGGCUCGGUAUCCGGCCGGAGCAGGCAUCUACCCCCGAAGUCAGCUGGAGGGCCGGCCGCAGUCGGAGGGCAUGGGCCUGCUGGUGGGCCACAAGCUCACCACCCAGGUGGUGACACCGGGAGGUGAGAAUUGCCCAGCACCGCCUCGGCAGGUGGGCUGGCAGGACAUCCCACAGGAGAAGCAGCAAGAGGACGGCUCCAAGUUCCUGGAGACCGGAAAGCGUGCGGCCUUCCUCAGCAUUGAGGACCGCAGCGAGUACGUCUUGGAAUACCGGGCAUGCGCGCCCACUUGGGCCCACUACGACCCGGAGGUGGGAGUGGCGCUGCGGGAUUUUCAAGGCAGCUGGCCCAGGAACGAGGAUGAGGAGGGCUCGUGGAAGCGUGUGCCCAUGGUCCAGCGCCUGGGCCGAGGCGUGGGAGAGGCGUACAGCACCAAGAGCUUUGGCGGCUUCACGGCGCCUGCGGAGGCGACCAUGAAGCGUUUUGCCGUCGCGCGGUUGGUCCCGGGCCCGUGCUGGUCAGGGAAUGUCCCUUAUGGCUUCCUGGCGAGCGGCCUCUCGCUGGGCAGCGGGUUUUCGGUGUCCAGAGCAGAGAGCCGGAUCCAGGACAUAGGUUUCCUCACGGACCUGGAGGGCGACCUCGACACCUUCGAGCGCUACGUAGCCUCCAAAGACUCGGUGCUCCGACGCUCGCCCGGCGGCCCGCUGCGUUUGGGAGAUUCGAAGGCCUUCGUCUUUGGGGGGGACCUCUUCGACCGUGGGAAGGGGGACUUGCGCCUUGCCCGAGAGCUGCUGAAGCUCAAGGAGACCUAUCCAGAGCGGGUGUUUUUCCUCCUGGGCAACCGGGACAUCAACAAGAUGCGGCUCUCCGCGGAGCUCAGCGAGGAGGCGCUGGGCCGCAAGCCCUCGGAGGCCUUCGUGGCCUGGUGGGACCCCAAGGCGCCGACUCUGGCAAAGUUCCUGGAGACCAAGCGCCAGCCGAACACCGCCGUCAGCCGCCUGAAGUGGAUGCUGCGGCACACCUUGGGGGCCCCCGGGGCCUUCAACUAUCGCCGCGAGGAGUUGGCCAUCCUGCGAAACGCGGAGGUGGACCAAAUCUCGGAUGAGGAGGUGGUGGCCAGCUUCCAACGCUCCGUGCUCCACCCGCAGGGGGAGGUCAGAAGCUAUCUGCGGGCCGCGCAGAUUGGCCUCAUCUUAGGGGACACCUUGUUCGUCCACGGCGCUGUGGACGAGGAAGCCUUAGGCUUCGUGCCCAGCCCGGAGACCAGGUACCAGGCCCACAGCAAAGAGGAGCUGCUGGCCCUGCCGAAGGCGCAGACGGGCUUGGCGCUCAAGGCCUGGAUCGAGGCGUUGAACGCCUUCGCCGCCGAGCAGGUGGAGGACUGGUGCCGCCAGCCUUUCUGGCGCACGGAAGAUGGAGUUCUCCGGCGCGGAGGGGAGGCUCUGAUGGCGUACCAGUGCCGCCCCGCAGUGGCUCUGAGCACCGUGGUGGUGACCUGCUACGUGGAUGGCAAGAACAUGCCGUCCCGCAAGGCCAUCGAACAGGACAAGAUCGAGCGGAAGUGCACAGACCCGCUGAGCCCCAAGGUGCGGGAGUACUUGGCGCAGGGCCAGGUGCGGCGUGUGGUGGUGGGCCACAAGCCCAGUGGGGAGGCGCCCGCGGUGCUGCGCACAGAUGCCGAUGGGCUCGGACCCUACGAGGUGAUCUCAAUGGAUACUAACUAUGCCAGCACCCAGGACCACUCCCAGCGCGGGGGCUCCUGGUGCGAGCUGCGGGUCGCCCUGCUGCCGGGUGGCGGCUCCCAGGCGCGGCUCCGCGGCCGUCGCCCGGACUCCGGCGACGCCUUUGACUUCCGCCUGCCAGGGAUCGGCGGCGACUCCGGCGACGGAGAUGAGUUUGUUGGACACCAAACGGCGGAUGGUUGGUGGGUGCGGCUCAAGCUGGCCUCGGGCCAGUACUUGCUCUCGCGGGGAGAGGGCCGCAUUGCCGAAUAUCGGACUGUGGAGGCCAAGGAGAUCGCGGCCCAGGUCCUCGAGCUGCCGGCGCUGUGA
This is a messenger RNA of Effrenium voratum, 3576 nucleotides long. Lineage: Eukaryota; Dinophyceae; Suessiales; Symbiodiniaceae. The record is from the annotation of a GenBank genome assembly.